This is a messenger RNA of Exophiala spinifera, 981 nucleotides long. RefSeq lists its product as uncharacterized. The coding region runs from base 1 to 981 and encodes 326 amino acids. NCBI's taxonomy places the organism in Eukaryota, Fungi, Ascomycota, Eurotiomycetes, Chaetothyriales, Herpotrichiellaceae. The record is from RefSeq and is a predicted model, not a curated record. The transcript has 3 exons.
AUGUCUGCCUGUAACCGGAUUCUCAUCUUCGGAGCUACGGGUCUCAUUGGUCGUCAUAUCGUCAGACAAAUACUUACUCGGAAGGGCGACUUUGAUCGCAUCGCUAUAUUCACCUCGCCCGAUACAGUCAAAUCAAAAGCCAGCGAGAUCAAAGAAUUAGAGACUGAAGGGGUCGAGAUCCUUGUCGGCAGCUUGAUGAACGAGGCGGACGUCAGGAAUGCAUAUGAAGGAAUCGAUACGGUCGUGUCGGCAGUGGGAAGGAACAUGAUUCAGCACCAGAUCGAGUUGAUCCGUCUUGCUGAUGAAACACCCACCAUCCACCGCUUCUUCCCAUCUGAAUACGGCACCGACAUUGAACAUGGUCCGGAAUCAUCAACAGAGAAGCCACAUCAAAACAAGCUCAAGGUCCGCUCAUUCAUCCAAUCCUGCAAGAAUCUCGACUACACCUUCUUGGUGACUGGUCCGUAUGCCGACGGAGACCCGGGACUCUAUCUUAGUCCCAACCACGGCGCAACACAUACUGGUAGUUUCGACGUCAGGAGCAAGUCUGCAGUCCUACUUGGGUCAGGAGACCUGAACAUAGCCUUUACGACUAUGGCCGAUGUAGGAAAAUUACUCCUGGCGGCCCUUCUUCAUCCGGAAGCGAGCCGAAACAAAGCUGUGAAGGUCAAGUCAUUUACCACAACAGAUGGUGAUAUCUUUGAGGAGUUCGAAAAACAGACGGGAGGGGAGAAAUGGCAGGUGUCGUAUGCCAGCAUCGACGAGUUGAAGCGGCUGGAAAAGGAGGCUUGGACAACGGGUAAUCAUCUGGCCACUCUGAUCACCCUCAGGCGAAUCUGGGCCACUGGGGGCACCUUGUAUGAUGAAUGGGACAACAAGUUGAUUGGUGAGCCAGCAGUGCAAUCCCUAGCUGAAGCCGUAGCGACUGCCAUCGAUGUCCAGUUGCACGGCGAGCAGGAGAUGAAGCGCAAGUUGGUGUAG